Molecule: messenger RNA, 1938 nt
Organism: Lasiosphaeria miniovina
Lineage: Eukaryota; Fungi; Ascomycota; Sordariomycetes; Sordariales; Lasiosphaeriaceae
Product: SART-1 protein
Exons: 2
Coding region: 1-1938 (645 amino acids)
Biological process (GO): maturation of 5S rRNA; mRNA cis splicing, via spliceosome
Cellular component (GO): U4/U6 x U5 tri-snRNP complex
Source: RefSeq, a predicted model, not a curated record
AUGGAUGCUGCCUCGAUUGAAGAAAUCAACAAGGUGCGCCGGGCAAUGGGGAUGAAGCCUCUGCCCGUGCCCGGCGCCACCGACGCACCACGAGGUCCGUCGCCCGACAAGGACCAAGAUAUCGCCAGCACUCUCGAAACCCGCGAGGCUGCCGCCUACGACAACUUCCGAAAGCUCCGCGAGGCAGAAGAGGCCAAGAAGCGCCGCGAGGAGAAGGCCGCCGCUGUCAAGAAGGCACGCGACAAGGCCCAGCGCUUUGCCACCCUCGAGGGCAGGGGCCUAGCCGACCUCGACGACGAAGACGACCUCGACGCCAAGUCGUGGCUCAAGACCCAGAAGAAGCGCCAAAAGAAGAUCGAAGCCGUGCGGAAGCUUGACGAGGAGAAGGCUGCCGCCGAUGCCGCCGCCCAGCACACGGCCGACAACCUGGCCGGCGUCAAGGUCGCCCACGACAUGGCCAGCUUCCUCGACGGCAACGAGCAGAUCCUGACGCUCAAAGACACGGGAGUCCUAGAGAACGAGGAAGAGGGCGACGAGCUCGAGAAUCUGAGCUUGCGAGAGCAGGAAAAGCUGCAAGAGAGGCUUGACCUCAAGAAGAAGAAGCCGCUCUACGACCCCAACGACAUUGACGAGACUGCCGAGCACGUCAUCUUAUCCAAGUACGACGAGGAGAUUGACGGGAAGAAGCGCAAAGUCUUCACCCUAGAGGGGGCGGGAAUCUCGACAGAGCUGGCCGAUAUCCUUGACGCGCCAGUUCAGAGGCGGAAGCGCCAGGCUGCAGGGAUUGAAGUGCUUGAAGACGCCCCUCCGCAAAACCCCGACUAUCUCGAUGCCUCGGAAGUCAAGGUCAAGAAGCCCAAGAAGAAAAAGUCAAAAACCACGAGGCAGCGCCGCGCAGACGACGAGGAUGCCCUGUUUGCAGGCGACCUGGGUGUCACUGGCGAUGACCAAGAAAUGGACGUCGAUUCUGGCGCCGUGAUAUACACCAAGAAGAAGAAGGUCUUUGACGACAACUUGCUUGACGACGAGGACCUCCAGGCGUCGCUCGCCAUGCAGAGGAAGGAGGCCCUGAAGAAACGGAAGAAGACACGGCCCGAAGACAUUGCCAGGCAGCUCCGAGAAGAGGGGUCGCAGUCUCUGGAGCCCGAAUUCCUCGAGGGCGACAAGGGCAUGGUCAUUGACGAGAUUAGCGGAUUCGUGGAUGCCCUGAACCCUGAGCGACUGGAAGAGCGGAAGGCGGCCAAGGCGAAAGCUGUCACAGAGAUGCAGGACGAAUCGUCGGACGACGAGGAGAUGGCGGAUGCCGACACUGAGCGCGAGUCUGUUGACCGGGACAGGACGCCGCACGCCGACAUAUCGACGGGCGUGGAGGAGGAGAAGCUUGUGGGCCAGGGCAUGGCCGCGACGCUAGGACUCCUCAAGGACCGCCACCUCAUCGAAGACACGAACGGCAGCGAGCUCAACGAGAAGUUCCGGCAGAAGCAAAAGUUCCUAGCCGAGCUACACCGGCGCAUGACGCUGUUCGACGAGGAGGCGCGCCACCAGCGUGAGCGCGACCGCGCCAGCGGGCGGCUCGACAAGCUGUCGAUCCGGGAGCGCGAGGAGAUCUCGCGGCAGCAGAACACGAUGCGCGAGCAGCACCAGUCGCGCGUCAUGGACCAGCUCUUCCGCGAAGGGUACCGGCCCAACGUGGAGCUGCGGUACGUGGACGAUGACGGCCGCAGCCUCGACGCCAAGGAGGCCUUCAAGGACCUGUCGCACAAGUUCCACGGCAAGGGCAGCGGCAAGGGCAAGACGGACAAGCGGCUCAAGCGGCUAGCCGAGGAGAAGCGGCGCAUGGCGCAGAGCAUGCUCGACGCCAGCCAGAACGUCGGCAUGAGCACCGCCGCCUCGCACCAGGGCAAGAAGCGCAAGGAGGCCGGUGUGCGCCUCGCCUGA